Molecule: messenger RNA, 1445 nt
Organism: Topomyia yanbarensis
Lineage: Eukaryota; Metazoa; Arthropoda; Insecta; Diptera; Culicidae
Product: thioredoxin domain-containing protein
Exons: 5
Coding region: 130-1095 (321 amino acids)
Source: RefSeq, a predicted model, not a curated record
UUUUUUAAAAUAUAUUCAUUUUGCCUUCCGGCAACGUCAUUUACCCUUCUGUAGCGGUUUAAAUGCGAAAAACUACGUUCAAAAUUUUAUUUCUGGUGAUAUUUUGAUAUUAUUCCGUCCACACGUGCAAUGAAGUAUUCUUCGUUAGUCAUUGUUUUAUUAGUGCUGGGAUUCCGGGAGACCAAAGCCGCAGCUGACCUCAAAGUCGUCAGUGAUGAUGAUCUCGUCAAGUUGUUUCAUAGCCAUUCGAAUUUGAUCGUAUUGUUUUCGAAACAGAACUGCCAUGACUGUGAUAAACUGGAGGACGUCCUGAAAAAUCUUAAGCAGGAAGUGAAAGACAAUCUAGAAGCAGAAAUUGUUAAGGCCAGUGGUAGCCAGUUGGUGCGGCUGUAUAGUCCCACAAAGGAGCCAGCGAUAGUAUUCUUCCGACAUGGUGUACCCCUGCUUUACGAUGGGCCGGCAAACGAAGAUUCUCUCAUUGGAAAAUUAGUACAGAAUAAAGACCCGAACGUUAAGGAGCUGUCGGACGAAAACUUCGAACACCUCACUCAAGCUUCUAGCGGAGCAACGACAGGUGAUUGGUUCAUUAUGUUCUACACAUCGAAUUGCGUUGAUUGCCAACGACUGACGGCCGUUUGGGAAGCAGUUGCCGCUGACCUUAAGACACGAAUGAAUGUUGCUCUGAUGGAGAAAGAUGGAAAGGGAAGCGCAACGGCAGAGCGAUUUAGUGUAAAAGAUGUGCCGUCGUUCAUAUUUUUGCGCCAAGGUAAAUUCUAUCGGUACGAGAUUGGCAAAUAUGACAUUAAAUCAUUCGUAAAAUUCGCACAAGACUGGUACAAAAACACAACACCGGAAAAAGUUCCAGUUCCACCAUCGCCUUUCGAUGCAUUCCUAGGAGUAACCGUACAUUACCUCAAAAACAUUCCUGUAUUAGUCGUUACACUUCACAAUGAGUACCCAACGUUGUUCUACUGCACGCUUGGCAUUUUUGGGUUCGUCGUGUUGGGGUUCACAGCAGCGAUCGUUCUUGCAAUCAUUACACGCUGCAAAGCUGCUGUCAAAAGUAAGAAAACAAAGUCGAAGAAAGCAAAAUGAGUAAUUUCUCUUGGUUCAGCGAAGGACGUAAUAGUAGUCGAAAACGUGCGUUGUCAAUUCAAAAAACUACUAAAAAACAAACUCAUACGAAAUAUCGAGUAUAGAUGCUCAGUGCAAGAACGACCCAACUCCAAAAAGCUUACUAUGAGAUAUAAGAGAAAACGAUAGGAAAGAGUCCUUUGUAUUAAAGUUAGCUUGCAUCGUUUUAGUAUUAAUAAACAUUUAACUACUAAUUAACAAUAAACUCAAUUUGAAGUUUUUGGGUUAUGCCGUCCUAGCACUGAGACCUCAUUUAAGAAGAUCGUAUUUGUACAAGUAAAGCGAAAUACACUAUAUUGCCACAGCAAAAA